Messenger RNA from Morchella importuna, 771 nucleotides. RefSeq lists its product as uncharacterized. The transcript is spliced from 2 exons. Gene Ontology annotation, molecular function: cutinase activity. The record is from RefSeq and is a predicted model, not a curated record. Gene Ontology annotation, cellular component: extracellular region. Gene Ontology annotation, biological process: carbohydrate catabolic process. NCBI's taxonomy places the organism in Eukaryota, Fungi, Ascomycota, Pezizomycetes, Pezizales, Morchellaceae. The coding region runs from base 1 to 771 and encodes 256 amino acids.
AUGAAGCUCUUCAUCACUUUGGCCCUCCUGUUUAGCAGUACUUUGACUGCAGCCCUGCCUGCGCCUAGCAAUACUGUAGACCCCGAGACUAUAGUCAACUCUCCAAUAUACCAGGCCUAUAAGGGCGCUUUUUCGGCCAAUAUUGGCGGGUCUUCUGAGAAUUCGAUCGUCACCCGAAACGACCUAAUUGACGGCAAGUGUAACGAUGUUAUCGUCAUCUUUGCCCGAGGCUCGACAGAGCCUGGGAAUAUUGGAAUCACUUUGGGGCCCGUGUUUUUUGAUGCGAUUGAGAAGGUUGAGCCUGGCAGAAUUAUUACCCAGGGAGUCAAUGAUUACCCUGCAUCUGUUAGUAGUUCCGCAAGCUGUACUAAAGAUCUCUUGGCUACCUUACUUACAAAAUCAAAGAUUUCCGAAGCUCUCGCCGGUGGAUCCAAGACUGGUGCUAAAUACAUGGCUUCUAUGGUCUCCCUUGCAGCAUCUCAAUGCCCGGAGUCAAAGGUCGUCCUUUCUGGUUAUAGCCAAGGAGCACAAGUCACUCACCUGGCUGCCGGAUACAUCCCCGAAGAUCUCUACUCAAAGGUUGCUGCGAUCGUUCUCUUUGGAGACCCAGAUGAUGGCGAUGCCUUCCCCGGCUCUUUAAACGACAAUGUCGCAACCUUCUGUAAGGAUGGGGACCGGAUCUGUGAAGGGUUCCCGAUCCCGAGUGUGGUGCACUUCACUUAUCAGAAUGAUGUAGGUAAGGCUGCUGUCUACAUCGCUGAAAGGGUCUGA